Sorghum bicolor (sorghum) is the source of this 3027-nucleotide messenger RNA. RefSeq lists its product as uncharacterized. Bases 400 to 2811 code for a protein of 803 amino acids. The record is from RefSeq and is a predicted model, not a curated record. The transcript is spliced from 3 exons. NCBI's taxonomy places the organism in Eukaryota, Viridiplantae, Streptophyta, Magnoliopsida, Poales, Poaceae.
GUCUCCCUUCCUUGUCCACCUACGUAGAGAGAGAGAAAAAAAAUUCAAGCAGGCAAUCGCAAUCCAAAAAGGAAAAGGGAUUGAAAAGCUAGGGUUUUCGCCAUGGCCAUCGCCCACCUCGAGCUCUCCUCCCUCGAAUCCACCCUUCCCACGCUCUCCUAGCUCCCGCAUCUGGCAUCUCCACAAAAAGCAGCCGCCUUUGGUUCCCCUCCCCCGGCCCCCCGCUGCCUCGCCCCCAUUCGAGGGUUUCCCCUCCUUCCCCCUCCCCCCAAAUCGAAUCGCAGCAUUACCGACCGAGCAAGCAACCCACCCCACCCACCCGCCUUCAAGGGUUGGAGCCGACCGACGGCGCUGGCGAUCCAGCAGGGCGUGAGGGCGGCGGAGGCGGGCGGAUAAUCAAUGUGUACGCUGUGCGCCGUGCAGCGCUGGUCGCGGCGCGUCGCCACCAUGCUCCCGUGGCUCGUCGUCCCGCUCAUCGUCAUCUGGGCCGCCACCCAGCUGCUCCUCCCGGCCGCCUACCGCUUCGAGGUCACCUCCCCGCGCCUCGCCUGCGUCUCCGUCCUCCUCCUCACCCUCUUCUGGUACGAGAUCCUCCUCCCGCGACUCUCCCUCUGGCGCGCCCGCCGCUCCGCGCGCCUCCGCGAGGAGCGCCGCGCCCACGCCCUCGAGCUCCACAAGCUCCGCAAGACCGCAACCCGGCGCUGCCGCAACUGCAGCAACCCGUACAAGGACCAGAACCCCGGCGGCGGUAAGUUCAUGUGCUCUUACUGCGGCCAUGUCUCUAAGCGCCCCGUGCUAGACCUCAAUUCAGCCGGGAAGGCCCCCACCGGAUGGCCUUGUGCUCAGGAUUGUGGAUAUUGGCUGGACCUGCGCUGCUCCUCCAGCAACAACACCUCCUUCUUGGGAUUCCUGUGGCGCUUGCUUUCGUCCUUUUGCUCGGCAGCAACGAGGUGGUUAUUGAGGAAUAUAUUCAGAUUUACAUCCUCAGGGGAUGGUGAGGGCUUGAGCAUAGAUGGUAAAAGGUUGGCAAAGAGAGGAGAGAAUGGAGGAAAAGCCGAGGAGAGCAGGACCGAGAAGGCGAGAAGGAAGGCGGAGGAGAAGAGACUGGCAAGGCUGGAGAGGGAAAUGCUGGAGGAGGAGGAAAGGAAGCAGCGAGAGGAGAUGGCUAAGCUAGUAGAGGAACGCAGGAAGCUGAGGGAUGAAAAGGCAGAGGCCAAGGAGUGGUCAAAAAGCGCUACCCCUGUUGGGGAGAAGGAUGCUAGGAAGGAGGCUGAGAAGCGGCGUCAGGAGAGGAAGAAGAAAGAGGACAAGGGGUCAAGCAAGAGCAAUUCAGAUUGCGAGGACAUUGAUAGAAGAUUGGGCCGAGAAGGCGAUAGGAAGCGAGACUCUGACAGAAAGAGUGACUUGGACAGGCGUGAGGGUUACAAAGCUCACCACAUUGAUUCUAACAAUCACAGUAAUAAAACAGGGGAGAGCAGAUCGAAAUACUUUGGCCGUAUGACAGGUGGUUUUUUAUCUUCUUCAAGAGGGUUUGGCGGUGGUUCCUUCUUUGGCAGAACUGCUCAGGCCCCUGCCCCUCAAGCUAGCAAGGUUAGUAGACCUGUAGUUCCUGCAACUGACCAGGGUAAUGCAAUCAAAAGAGAUGUCCAGCAUGCAGCCACACAAGCUACAGGCAAAUCUGCUACAGCUGGAGAAACUAGAAAUGCAUGGACUAAUUUUAAUCGACCUGUUAGUCCAAAUGUGCAGCCACACCCUACUGGCCUUAAAAAGUCAUGGCAUCAGCUGUUUAGUCGUUCAGCAUCAGUGUCCCCUUGUCCUGAUGUUACAACUUCAGUUCAUGAUAUGAUUCGGAAGCCAGAACCAAAUGGAGCUCAAAUAAACAAUGCUCAUACAUUUCUCUCUCAGUAUCCUCCUCUGGACUACAAGCCAAGUUCAAGCCAGUCCAUGCAAUUUCCAGGUUUUCCACCACUUAAUGUAGCACCUCCCAGUAACCCACUACCUCAUUUUCCUGCUGGACAUAUGCCCUUCUAUGAUGAUGCGGAAUCAACACUGCUUGAAGAACCAGAGCAAUUUGAGGACCCAUGCUAUGAUCCAGAUGCAAUUGCAUUACUUGGGCCAGUUUCAGAAUCUCUAGAUAACUUCCCUCCGGACUUCGAUUGUGGCUUCCUUUCAAGUGACAUUAUUAAAGAAUCACAUGGGAGGCCUUCACCAAUUGAGUCUCCUCUCUCAAGAUCUCGUACGGCUGAAGAAAAGCCUAUCAAACCCCCGCACUCAUCAAUUGCACCUGGUGGUUCCAUACUGCCUGAGACUAGCAGUGAACAAGGCACAUGGCAAAUGUGGAGCACACCAUUGGUUCAGGAAAGUUUAGGUCUUCAAGGUCCUCAGAGUCAGUGGCUUCGGCAAAACACAAAUCAAUUCAACCAUAGUGCCAACCUUUUCAGCAGCGGAGGUGGAGCAAUAAGUUCCCUGGGUACUGGUUUGAAUGACAGUGAUCCAUGGAUGCAGAAAGCACCUUUCCAGCAAUUGCCACCUGAUACACCAAGCCUGUUCCUUUCACAUGAAAUGCCAGGAAAAUUACACAACGACUUGGUUUUUGGGUCUCCAAACAAAUCAGCCCGCGAACACCCCUUUGGGCCGCCUGGUUAUUUGUGGCCCAAGGAGGAACUGGCGCUGAAUGGAGCUCAGGAAGGUGGCGGUGGGCAUAUCCUGUCGCCGUCCGGCGCACAUGUUGGCGGUGGUGUUGGCUUAUUUUCUUCAACAAGUCCUGAUGUACAGUCACUGUGGUCAUUCAAUGAAAAAGAGACAGCAUAGAACGAACAGACUUUUAUAAUAGAAGGAAGGGGGAAAAAAAAUUGUGGAGCCAAGGUUUCCUUGCCUCCUCUCUUGUAGGGUUUACUACCGUCUUACCGAGGAGAUAAGCUGGACUGUGUUCCUUGAUGAUGCAAAAAAAGAUAUGGGGUCGUCAUUUUGUUUCCUAGCACUCACCCUUACCUGUUAACAUGCGUCCUGAUGUUUCUUUUUUCUUUU